GGGGGCGGCGCGGUCAUGGCGGGGGCCGCCGGUACCUCCUGCGGCCGGGGCGGGCCGGGGGGGGGGCUGCAGCCGCUCCGCGCCACCGUCCCCUUCCAGCUCCAGCUCCAGCAGCGCCGCGGGGACGGCGGCCGGGCAGUCUGAAAGCGUUCAGGAGCAAGAUCUGCUGUGUUUGAGGAGCAAGAUCGACAGCGUUUGCACAGUUCCUGGCGUGCCGGAGCCUGAGGCCGCUCUGCAUGAGUGUUGGGUGUGAGCUGCUGCCGUGCUCAGGCUGCUCAGCCAGCGUUCCCUGUGCUGCUGCUGGGGAGAAGCCGUGCCGGCCCCGGCAGCCCCGUGUGCGGCGCACCUCCUCGCUGGACACCAUCGUGGGCUCCUACCUGCUGGGGCAGUGGCCGCGGGAUGCUGAAGGAGCUGCUGCUUCGUGCAUGAAUGACAAAGCCACCCAGACUCCGGUGUCCUGGCAUGACGCGGAAGUGGGGAAAGCCAGCUCCAGUUCUCACAGGCGUUCUGCUUCUUGGGGUAGCGCAGAUCACCGCAGAGAGAUUGCCAAACUGAAGCAGCAGCUCCAGCGAACAAAGCUAAAUGGCAGAAGUGGCAAAGAAAAGGAGAAGAGCUCCCCGCUGCCGGGGGACCAUGCUGUCCUCGGAUCGCUCCGGGACUCUCCUUCAGGCUGCCUUUCCUCGUCUGCUAUUCUGAGACUCAGCCCUUGCUUGCAUAGGAGCCUGGAAGGGCUAAACCAGGAACUGGAGGAAGUGUUUGUGAAGGAACAGGGAGAUGAAGAGCUUUUGAGGAUUUUGGAUGUCCCAGAUGGCCACAGGGCACCGGCACCUGCCCAGAGAGGCUCUGGAGAUGCAGCCCUGACUCUGGAGCCCUGCAGCAGCCUCUCGCUUUCUCCUUCCCCCUCAGUGCCUCUCCACCUUUCUCCACACACCCCAGGGAGGCUGGCAGCAGGAGAGCUCCCUGCUGCGGAUGAGGCGCAGCCAGAUCCCAAGGAGAAAGAGGAGGGCAGCCCCUCUCCACCAGUCCUGGCCUUCGCUUCUUCUCCUCGGCCCAACCACAGCUACAUGUUUAAACGGGAACCUCCCGAGGGCUGCGAGAAAGUGCGUGCCUUUGAAGAAACCUCCUCCCCCGGCCCCGAGCACAGCUUCCAGCCCUCCUGCCCGGAUAAGAACAAAGUGCACUUCAACCCCACCGGCUCUGCCUUCUGCCCCGUCAGCCUGGUGAAGCCUCUUUUCCCCAACAUGGGCUUCCUCUUCAGGGGCUUCCCGGCCUCUUCCAGCCCCGCCGCUGGCCCCUUUCCAUCCUGCCAGCCCCCGGCCCCAUUCCUCGGGGUGCGGAAGGACGCUGCCGGCGAUGUCUCCAAGUCGCCUGCGUUGAACUACGAACACUGGAAGCGCGGCCAGCCCGAGGAGAGCGUCGUCUUCCACAGCUCCCUGGUGGUGUGAAGCCCAGGGGAAGGCAAGGCGGCGGCGGCAGCUCCUCCGUGCACCUCAGCCAGCCCCUGGAGACAAAAGUGCCUUGAGGGUGGGAUUGAGAGCCACAGGGGCGGCUCUGGGAUUGGGAUUGAGAAACCACAGCGGGCGUCCUCUGAGGAGGGUGCCAUAGGGGAGCUUCCUCGCUGCUGGAGGGGCUCGAUUUGCUGAUCUCCCCCAUUUUGAAGCACUUUCCUGUGGUGAAUUGUCGGUGUUACCUGCGGGAUUACCCCCAGCAGAGGCAGAGCCGUGCUCCUGGGGCUCCCAACGCCAAGGAUUGAGGUGGAACAUCCCGGCUCCUCCUGUGGGGAACCCUAAAUGGGGGCAAAAGGGGGGAAAAAGGGGCUCAGAGGGGGAGGCGACGCUGACCUGUGGGGUAAAUGGGCUCCUGCUGUGGCACGGGGGGGGGCUGGGGAGAACCCCCGGGGUGCCACAAGCCUGAAGGGGUAAAGAAAAGAAGCUUUAAGGGGCUGAGAGGAAAAAAAUGCUGCAAAGGGGGGGGGGGAGGUGGGGGGCGCCUCAGCGCUGCCUCCCUGAGGGGAGAGCGGCCUUGGGGGGGGGGGGAGGGGGCGGGAAGGGGACCCGGAGCCCUGAGGCGCCGCCUUGCUGCCCUCUCCCAUGCCCCUUCCUGGCUUCCCCCGCAGCCGGCCCUAUUUUGAGGAGUUUUUUGACCGUUUUUUGACUCUUUUUCGACUCUUUUCGUUUGUGUUUUGUUGUUGUUGGGGGUGGGGGGGGGAGCCCCGCGCUGGCUGCAGGUCGGGUUCGCGUUUCUCAAAGGAGAAAACCAAUAAAUAAAUAAUAAAUAAAUGACGGGUUUGGGCA
Anas platyrhynchos (mallard) is the source of this 2294-nucleotide messenger RNA. NCBI's taxonomy places the organism in Eukaryota, Metazoa, Chordata, Aves, Anseriformes, Anatidae. The record is from RefSeq and is a predicted model, not a curated record.